Messenger RNA from Symbiodinium sp. CCMP2456, 642 nucleotides. Lineage: Eukaryota; Dinophyceae; Suessiales; Symbiodiniaceae. The record is from the annotation of a GenBank genome assembly.
AUGGCAAACCAUGGUGAGAACUGGUGGCAGCAAUGGGACGAGUGGAGGGACGACGACUGGACCCGGAGCGACGACAAUCAGGACUGGUGGGGAGAAGAUGCUGCUGGUCACGGUGAUACUGCGGCGUCAAGCUCAGCAGCAAGGCCAAAGACGGCCCCGAGGUCAAGCUCAGCAAGGCCCAAGCAGGCCCCGAAGUCAAAAGCAAAAGCAAAGCCCGCGGCUGCGCCUAACUCCCGGGAUAGGCGAGACUUUGAGCGGUGGAACAGCGACCACCGCAAGAUGCUCCUCGCACAGGAAGAGCUGCGGAGAGCAGAGGAGAGGGUCGAGGCGGCCGAGGGCGAGAUCUGGUCUCUUGAGAUAGAGAGAGACCAGGCGAAGGAGCAGCUCUCGUCCCAGAGGAGCAGAAACGAGGGUCUCCUCAGAGACGUCGCAAAGGCGAUGGCUGGCAAGGUGGAGGCGGAGCGGCAGCGCGAUGGUGCGAAAGCAGACACGGUCCGAGCGCUCGCCGACAAGGCCACAGCCGAGAGAAAGCUGGACACGGCGCGGCAGGAGUUCAAACGGGAGACGGACCAGGACCGAGCCCAGAUCAAGGCAUUGACAGAAGCCAACAAAGCGAUGAAGCGCGACUUCGACGCCUUCAAG